UCUCACCAUGUUUACUCACUGUAACCUGGCAGUACUGAUAGUUGUACUGACUCUUCAUGAUAAAGUUCACACUGGAGAAAUCAUCGGUGGCCAUGAGGCCGUGGCACACAGCAGGCCAUACAUGGUGCUUUUGGAGAUGCACAGACCAGGUGGUCAGAAAGCACACUGUGAUGGCUUCCUUGUGAAUGAGCAUUUUGUGGUGACUGCUGCCCACUGCCAAGCCAAGUCCUACAGAGUCUUUCUGGGACUUCAUGAUUACAACAACAAGAAUGAAGUACAGCAUGUGAAUGUGCCUGGGGAAAAUGCAUUUCCACAGAAAGGCUAUGAUCAAGCUGAAUUCAAAAAUGACAUAAUGCUUCUGAAGUUGAGUACCAAGGCAGUGUUAAACAAGAAUGUGAAACCUAUUGCUCUCGCAGACCGUGAUGAUAGAUCGCUGCCAAAAUCAUGCAUAGUCUCUGGUUGGGGAAGUACAGAAAACAGCAAACACCCAUCUCCCAAACUUUUGGAAGUCAAUGUAACCCUGGUUGAAAAUGAGAUGUGUGUUAAGGAAAAUAAGUACUGCUCAAAGGACAAGGGUGGCCCAGGUCAAGGAGACUCUGGUGGCCCAUUAGUCUGUGAAGAUGGAAAGGCGUAUGGGGUGGUGUCCGCCAGCAAGCUAAACCCAGAUAGAUCAGCAAUUUAUAGUUACACUAAGAUACCUGACAACCGAGACUGGAUUGACUGCAUUAUGAAACAUAAUUAAGAUAAAAUAAACCAUGU
Molecule: messenger RNA, 759 nt
Organism: Pelmatolapia mariae (spotted tilapia)
Lineage: Eukaryota; Metazoa; Chordata; Actinopteri; Cichliformes; Cichlidae
Product: granzyme B-like
Exons: 5
Coding region: 8-742 (244 amino acids)
Biological process (GO): proteolysis
Molecular function (GO): serine-type endopeptidase activity
Source: RefSeq, a predicted model, not a curated record